Messenger RNA from Mesorhabditis belari, 507 nucleotides. The record is from the annotation of a GenBank genome assembly. NCBI's taxonomy places the organism in Eukaryota, Metazoa, Nematoda, Chromadorea, Rhabditida, Rhabditidae.
AUGUCGCUCUCAUCCUUGACUCCGCGACUCGUCUCGCGAGCUUGCCUCCAACGCAUUCUCAUCAUUCGUCAAGCUUCGGGUGGACAUGGACUUGACUACAAGCCGGCCGCCAAGCAGCUCACGGUCAAUCAAACCGGCUUUUUCAAAUACGAACGUGAUGUGAGCCGAGAUAAACGCUACGCCAACCCACAAAAGCUUGGUGACACCCCGAUCCGAUUCUUGGUCCGUCGACUUGGUCAUGCUUACGAGAUCUACCCACUUUUUGCCCUAACCGGCGUCUGGUUUGUCCUCUUCUGCUAUGUCGUUUACUACUCAUUCGAGAAGAUGGAAAUUUGGCUCGAUCGAUCACACGAAACUGCCCCUUGGGACUGGGAACGAAUUCGCAACAAUUAUUGGAAGAAGCCCACCCUUGCUUUCGAUCGUGAGGGAAUCACUCAUCGUCGUUUGGAGAUUUUGGAGCAAUUGCAGGAUGAGAUGGUUGAAGCCGCUAAAUCCCGUGGAACUCGC